Molecule: messenger RNA, 333 nt
Organism: Strongylus vulgaris
Lineage: Eukaryota; Metazoa; Nematoda; Chromadorea; Rhabditida; Strongylidae
Source: the annotation of a GenBank genome assembly
AUGCAAGAAGACGAAGAGGGUUAUCGCGCUUUGCUGGAUGAGAAGAAGGAUCAACGUCUUGUGUACCUACUGCAGCAAACUGAUGAGUACGUAGAGAGCUUGUGUAGUCUCGUACGUCAGCAUCAGAACACAGAGAAGAAAAAGAAGAGAGAGGAACGAAAGUUAGCUAGAUUGGAAGAUACGGUUGAGAUAUCUUUCUUUCCAGAAGGAGAAGCUCGUGUACAUGUCCGUGAGACAAGUACGGGCAGGAUUCUGACGGGUGACGAAGCACCAAAACCUGACGAACUUGAAUUAUGGUUAGAGACACAUCCCGGAUUUGAGGUGUGUUCCGAG